This is a messenger RNA of Cuscuta europaea, 5325 nucleotides long. Lineage: Eukaryota; Viridiplantae; Streptophyta; Magnoliopsida; Solanales; Convolvulaceae. The record is from the annotation of a GenBank genome assembly.
GACAUUAGUCUAGAUGCACAAUAUAAUAGACAGUUAGAUGCACUAGAAAAUAGUCAAGAAUCAAAAGAAAAUGAAAUAAAAUUUUCUGAGACAAGGAAAGAUGAUGAACAGCAGACAAGUAAAUUUUUUGGCAAGGUUUAUGAAAGGAGAGUUCCAAAUCAAAGAAUAGAGGACAUCCCUGAUCCUGCCACUGCUCAUGAAUCUGACACAAUGUCAGAAAAUGACAAAGGUAAUAAUUCCAGUGAUCUAAAUCUACCCAUUGCUCUCAGAAAAGAAAAGAGAUCAUGUGUUAAAUACCCCAUCUCAAACUAUUUGUCCUAUUCUCAGUUAUCUGCAUCAUUUGCAGCCUUUACCUCUAGUCUUUCCACUGUUUCUAUUCCCUUAACCAUACAGGAAGCUCUAUCUAAACCUGAGUGGAAGAAGGCUGUUUUAGAAGAAAUGAAUGCUCUUGAAAAGAAUCAGACAUGGCAGGUUGUGGAAUUACCCAAGAACAAACCAACAGUGGGAUGCAAAUGGGUAUUUACCCCUAAAUUCAAGGCAGAUGGUACACUUGAAAGAUAUAAGGCCAGAUUGGUUGCCAAAUGAUAUACACAAACCUAUGGCAUAGAUUAUACAGAAACUUUUGCUCCAGUUGCAAAAUUAAAUACUAUAAGGAUCCUUCUAUCUCUAGCUGCUAACCUAGACUGGCCUCUUCAACAGUUAGAUGUGAAGAAUGCUUUCUUAAAUGGGAAGCUUGAAGAGGAAGUAUACAUGAGCCCCCCUCCUGGGUUUGAGGAACAAUAUGGCUCAAAGGUGUGCAAGCUGGAGGAAGCCGUAUAUGGACUUAAACAGUCCCCAAGGGCUUGGUUUGACAGGUUUACUCAAUUCAUAAAGAGGCAGCGAUUCAAGCAAGCCCAAGCAGACCAUACACUGUUCAUGAAGUUCUCAUGUAAGGGAGAGAUUGCAGUGUUAAUUGUUUAUGUGGAUGAUAUCAUUCUUACAGGAGACUAUUAUAAAGAGAUUGAAGACCUGAAGAAGAAGCUGGCUCAGGAAUUUGAGAUCAAAGACCUGGGAGAAUUGAAGUACUUUCUUGGCAUGGAGAUAGCAAGAUCAAAGAAGGGAAUUGUGGUAUCUCAGAGGAAGUAUGUACUAGACCUACUCCAUGAAACAGGUAUGAGUGCCUGCAGACCAAUAGAUACUCCAAUUGAUCCUAAUCAAAAGUUAGGAGAUGUCAAGGAAGGAGUACCAGUUAAUGUUCAACAAUAUCAAAGAUUGGUGGGAAGAUUGAUUUAUCUGGCACAUACAAGGCCAGAUAUUGCCUUUGCAGUUAGUAUGGUUAGCCAAUUCAUGCAUAAUCCAUUCCAAGAACAUCUAGAUGCUACCUACAGAAUCCUAAGGUAUUUGAAAAGCUAUCCAGUGAAAGGAUUAUUUUUUAAAAAGGGUGACAAUAGAAGUGUGGAAGCUUUUACAGAUGCAGAUUAUGUUGGCUCAAGAACUGAUAGAAGGUCUACAUCUGGGUAUUGUACCUAUGUAUGGGGGAAUCUAGUGACUUGGAGGAGUAAGAAGCAGAAUGUGGUUGCUAGAAGUAGUGCAGAAUCUGAAUUCAGAUCUAUGGCUAAUGGAAUCUGUGAACUGCUUUGGAUCAAGAGAGUGAUUUCAGAGUUGAAUAUGAAAAUGGAACUACCUAUGAAGUUAUAUUGUGAUAAUAAAGCAGCCAUUAAUAUUGCUCACAACCCUGUGCUACAUGAUCGUACUUGUUGAAAUAGAAACUGAAAUGAUAUUAAAAUGGAGAGAAGGAUUUUCUGUGUUUUUCAUUAGAGGGUUAAGGCCCUAUAUAUAUAUAUUACAAAGAUGGAAUAUUCCUAUAUAAGAUGCUAUACAAUAAUAAUGUCUAGAGUAUAUUCCUAAAGCAUAUUCUAGAGCAUAUUCCUAAAGCAUAUUCCUAGAUACAAUAAUACUUUCACACUCCCCCUCAAGUUGGAGCAUAGAUAUUUAUCAUGCCCAACUUGUUACAUAAGUAAUCAACUCGAAUCCCAUUUAGAGCUUUAGUGAAUAAAUCUCCAAGUUGUUCUCCAGUCUUCACAUACCCGGUAGAGAUUAAUCCUUUUUGUAUCUUCUCUCGAAUAAAAUGGCAAUCAACCUCAAUAUGCUUUGUUCUCUCGUGAAAUACGGGGUUGUUUGCUAUGUGUAUAGCAGCUUGGUUAUCGCACCACAACUGAGCAGGCAUUGGUGUCUUCAAUCCAAUUUCAUUCAAUAAAUGGUGUAUCCAUAUUAUCUCACAUGCGGAUUGUGCCAUAGCUCGAUAUUCUGAUUCAGCACUAGAACGAGAAACCACAUUCUGUUUCUUACUCUUCCAGGAUACAAGAUUACCACCAACAAAGACACAAUAGCCAGAUGUAGAUCUUCGAUCAUCUUUAGAACCGGCCCAAUCAGCAUCUGCAAAGCAUUCUAUUCUCAUGUGAUCAUGGUUUUGAUAAACAAUACCUCGUCCUGGUGCUCCCUUUAAGUAACAUAAUAUGUGUUCUACAGCAGCCCAAUGAUCAAUGGUCGGAGAUGACAUGUAUUGACUUACUACACUCACAGAAUAAGCAAUAUCUGGACGGGUGACUGCGAGAUAAUUAAGCUUUCCAACCAGUCUUCUAUAUCUUUCUGGGUCUUCAAACGGUGUGCCUUCUUGAGUGAGUUGCACGUUGGGAACCAUGGGUGUUGUACUUGGUUUUGCCCCUAAUUUCCCUGUCUCAGCUAGUAAGUCAAGUACAUAUUUACGUUGAGAUAGAAAUAUGCCUUUCUUACUUCAUGUUACCUCAAUUCCCAGAAAGUAUUUCAAAGAGCCAAGAUCUUUCGUCUGGAAUUGACUAUGUAGAAAAUUCUUAAGGGCCAAAAUACCUGCAUUAUCACUCCCUGUAAUCACAAUAUCAUCAACAUAUACCACAAGCAAUGUGACACCUGAUUCUGUUUGUUUGUAAAAGACAGAGUGGUCUGAUUUGCCUUUUAUCAUUCCAAAUUGUUCAAUUGAUUGACUGAAUUUCCCAAACCAUGCACGAGGACUCUGUUUCAGACCAUAAAGAGAUUUGCGAAGUCGACAAACUUUACCAUACUCCCCCUGAGCAACAAAUCCCGGAGGUUGCUCAAUAUAGACUUCUUCCUUAAGGUCACCAUGCAAAAAUGCAUUUUUAAUGUCCAACUGAUGUAAGUGCCAAUCAUGAAUUGCAGCGAGUGAGAUAAGUAACCUGACAGAUGUUAAUUUAGCAACAGGAGAAAAAGUGUCAGAAUAAUCAACACCAUAGGUUUGAGCAUAACCCUUCGCAACUAAUCGGGCUUUCAACCGAGCAACAGAUCCGUCUGGGUUAACCUUAACAGCAAAGACCCACUUACAUCCAAUAGAUUUCUUCCCUGUAGGUAAGUCAACCAAAUCCCAUGUACCAUUAAGAUCUAAAGCAUUCAUUUCCUCUACCAUGGCUUGACGCCAUUCAGGAUGAGACAAAGCUUCUUUGACAGAUUUGGGAAUAGAAAUAGAAUCAAUGGAAGCAAUAAAAGAACAUGAAGCAGGAGAUAACUGAUUGUACGACACAAAUGAAGAAAUAGGAUGAGUACAAGACCGUGUACCUUUACGUACUGCUAUUGGGAGAUCAAGAUCUGAUGUGGAAUCAAGAUCUGAAGAUGCAGAUACUGGUUCAGGACAUGAGAUCGGAGUCGAACUAGUAUCAGGAAAAGUAAUCACAGGUAUCGCCGGUGGAGGGUGAUCAGGUGCUUUGUGUCGACGGGUGUAUACCAAAUGUACGGGAGGCCUAGGGUCAUGAACAGUAACUUGUGGAAUAUUUGUCGAAAGUGUGGACUCGGGAAUAGUCAUCGUGUAAAUGAGAAUAUCAUCAUUACUCUCACGAAUAUCUGCCUUGGAUGAUGAAAAAGGUGUAUUUUCAUGAAAUGAUGCAUCAAUAGAAACAAGAUACCGACCAGUACUCGGACAAAAACAUCUAUACCCCUUUUGGACUCGAGAAUAACCCAAGAAAAUACAUUUUAAUGAUUUCGGAUCUAACUUUGUUAGAUGAGGAUUAACAUCUCUAACAAAACAAGUGCAACCAAAUAUUUUAGGUGGGAUAGGAAAAAGCUCUCUGUUUGGAAAUAGACAAUGAUAAGGAGCUUUACCAUUCAAAACAGAAGAUGGCAUUCGAUUUAUCAAAAAACAUGCAGUAGACGCGACAUCUGCCCAAAACUGUUUAGGCACAUUCAUUUGGAAUAGAAGAGCCCUUGCAGUUUCUAAGAGAUGUCGGUUCUUUCGUUCCGCAACUCCAUUUUGAGGAGGUGUAUCAACGCAUGAAGUUUGAUGAAUAAUGCCAUGUUGAAGCAUAAAUGACUUAAAUGUAGCAGAUAGAUAUUCUUGGGCAUUGUCUCCUCUUAACACCCGAACAGGAACGUUAAACUGAGUUUUAAUUUCAGCACAAAAGGAAGAGAAAUGAGUGAACAACUCAGAUCGACGUUUCAUGAAAUACAACCAUGUCAUACGAGAAUAGUCAUCAACAAAGGUAACAAAAUAUUUAAAACCAGCUUUAGACACAACCGGGAAAGCACCCCAAACAUCAGAGUGAACAAGGUCAAAUGGAGCAUUUGCUCGUUUAUUAACUCGCGGGCCUAAGCUAGUACGAUGGUGUUUCACAAAUUGACAUGACUCACAUUGUAAAGAGGUCAUCUUAUUAAAUUGGGGAUUUAUUUGCUUCAUUAAUGGGAGAGAUGGAUGUCCUAAUCGGUAAUGAGCAUCUAACAAAGUCCCAACCCCAAGACAAGAGAUACCUUUGGUGAUGGAUGUAUCCAAAAUAUAUAGACCAGCUGACUCAUGUCCUUUACCAAUAAUCUGCUUCGUUAACAGAUCCUGAAACACACAAUAUCCCGGAAAAAAUGUUACAGAACAGUUAAGAGUACGAGUGAUUUUACUGAUGGAAAGCAGAUUAAAUGCAAAAUUAGGAAGACUCAAAACAGGCGAUAAUGGUAAUGUAGAAGUUGGAACAACAGUACCAGAUCCAAGAACGGGUGAGGUAGAUCCAUCAGCUAAAGUGACACUAGAAGUAGGUAAAUAUGAAUGAAAUGACGAGAAUAGACUAGGAUUACCGGUCAUAUGAUCUGUGGCACCUGAGUCAAUGACCCAUUUCGAGGAUGAGGAAACAAGACACGUGUUUGAAAUACCUGAAUUAGCGGUUACCGAGAUAGGGACAGAGGAAUGCUUUAGAGAUUCUUGGUAGCAAAUAAAUUUGGCAUACUCGUCUGAAGAAAUAGCAAUUGAUCCAUCGGAUGAACUGGUAGCGGAAGCAACAUGAGCAAGCUGAUUUCCUUGAUUUUUGAACAGCAAUUUUC